GCAAAAGUGACCUAAGUAUUAAGCUAGGGGUGUGUGGUGGCAUGACAGAUAGACAACAACUAGCCUUGAAUAAUCAUGAUGAAACUGACGUACACGAAAAUUCACAAGGACAGCCAGCUCAAGUGCCUGACAUCAUUGUAGGGGAAACAUGCCAACCUACUAGCACAGAAAGUGAUGGAUUUUCUCGUGUCGUCGACCAGCUCAAUGAGCCAGAUCAAUGUGGCAACAGUGAUCAAAGACAAAGGGUCCUAAAUAUUGUGUCUGAAAGAGGCACAGAUGCUGCCUAUGCAGAACCUGAUCAUGUCAUAGCUAGUCCGAAACCCAGGCGACGGCGCCGCACGUGCAGUGGGAAUGCUAUUACAUCCACAGACAGGUAUGAAUAUGAAGAUGUGAAAAGUUCCAGAGAAAAGAUAAAUGGUAUAUUUUUUUUACCCAUAGAGAGUCCCAGGAACUCUAUGUUGAAUAUUCAGGAAAACUCUUCAGUAGGUGCCUCAAGUUCAAGUGAAUUAGCAUCAGAGGAAAAACGGUACGAAUAUGAAGACGUGAAAAGUUCCAGAGAAAAGAUAAAUGGUAUAUUUUUUUUACCCGUAGAGAGUCCCAGGAACUCUAUGUUGAAUAUUCAAGAAAACUCUUCAGUAGGUGCCUCAAGUUCAAGUGAAUUAACAUCAGAGGAAAAAACUGUGGCAGGCAAUUCACUGGAUGAUUUAUCACACAGGCCGCAACAGCUGUGUGUGACACAAGACCAUGCACAAUCGGCAAGCAACAAUGAGUGGGACUCGCACGCUAGCAGGUGCUUGCCUCACGAGUCUUUGACACAAAGUGGGCAAGGAGAAACACCAGGAGAAGCCGAGGAGGGUGCAGAACAUGACACUGAGGGAGAAGGGGUUAGUGUGACAGGGGGCCAAGCAGAAGGUGGAGGAGGAGAAGGUCAGCCAGACUCAGGUCAGAAAGAAUCAGGUCAGGAGGAAACGGGGCAGGAGGGGAACUGUUCUGCCAAAAUGGAUAGGAGAACACAACGAAGACGGAGUUCCGUAGAUUUUCUUUCUGAUGAUGGAAGUAUUGAUGAGGGCCGGGGGCAACUUGUACUUGUGAACCGUGGUGGGGGGUACAGCCAGCUGCCCCAGGGGAGGCGGGGCAGCCUCCCUAGGGGGAGUAAACUGAUUGGGGGUCAGAUGAAUGGUGAUAGCAACUAUCUGAAUUCCUAUACACAUAUGCAUGGAGCAGGCAACCAGUUUUCGGUGAGAGCAGAAGUUCAUGAUUCUCAGGUUGCCCAUUACUAUGGGCAACAGGAAGCUGGGCAGGUUUCCCGAGUGCCCCAUCACCAUGGCAAUGCCAUGUACAAACAAAUUCCUAGACGUCCAUUCUCCAGAGCUGAAUAUGAUUCUUCAAUAUCUCCCAAAGAUUACGUGGAGGGUCAUGACAGCCUGUACCCAAUGCGGGACCCGAGUGGGAUACGUGACAUGGACUGCCGUACCUCACAGGAAUACAGCCGGUCAACCAGCCCAGUCAAAGCCUCCCAGGAUAAAGCAGAAACUUCAAGGAGAGGAGUGAAAAGCUAUGAUGGUCCGGUUAGUGUACAAGACCCCGUAGACAUUAUGAAUUCACAAGAUGGUGGGGGGCAGUCAGAAGCCAAGACGGCAUCCUCAUCCAAUCAACACUCUUCCUCAACCAAUCAGCAUCAAGCCUCAUCACAUGCAUCAUCCAAUCACAGUCAUUCAGCGGCAGCCAAUGAAAACCAGGCACAGGCACAGAUUAACGGCACUGUGGUGGAAGACAGGAAGAACCUGCGGAACCUGCCGCUCGAGGAGGUGAUUGAGAAGACCAAGUCCAUCGUGGGGGAGCUGGGGAAGCUGGAGGACUACCACCGCGGGGAGGGCAUGCGGCUCCAGAAGAUGCUCGGCGACUUCUACUGGGACUACACCUCACAGAGGAAGCAGAUCGGGGACGCCAUCGCGGAGGCAGGAUAUGCAGAAAUCACAAUCAAGAUGCUGAAAAGCCUGAACACAAUUGGUAUCUUCAAGAACGAUGAAAUCUGGUUCCCCGCCUACUACACCUACAACACCACGUGGAACUACUCCGACACCAGCGACUUGCUGGCCAGGAAUUUAGCGGAGGCAGAUGCUGUACGUCUCCUGUCACUCAACUGUAGUCACAAACCCUACAUUACAAACAUACACAGCAAGAAUGUAUUUUAUGUGAUGAAGGCGUCCAUGAGCAUCCUCCACAACAUAGCCCGGAACCCCAACGUGAAGGGCUUUUUUAAAGAAAACAAAACAGCUGAGGUCAUCAUGCCAUUUAUCAACAUGAACGACGACAUGCUGCGAGUGUUGGCGAUGUUGACCUUGGCCUACAUCGUUGAGGAAGAAGACAACAGCAAACUUAUCGACGAAACAGGUACAAUAAAGAAUGUAGUCAUGUGGAUUGGCAAGGCAUUGGACAACCCGAAGAGGCGGUUCAAGGGAUUUACCCCCCAAGAGUUGACACAAGGCUUGGACAAGCUUGCAGUCAAUGAUGGCAACAAGUUGAAGAUCAUAGAGGAAGGCAGCAUCCCUCUGUUUAUGAAGAUGCUUCUGAGUGAUAAUGACAAGGAACAGAGCACAACGGCGCGAUGUGUCUGGACGCUGGCGUUCGACAAGGAUGUGAGGAAGGAGCUGUUCGAGACGGAGAAUAUGAUGAGCACCCUGGAGAAGCUGCUGGAAAAUCAGCACAAGGACGUUAAGAAGAACGCUCAAGGUGCAUUGUGGGUACUCACGGGCAAAGGAGAUGCACCCACAGACAAAACAAAAGGACCCCCACGGGGGAAGAACCACAUCUUCAUCAGUUACUCCUGGAACGAGCAGGAGAAGGUCCUGGAGAUUCGGGACAAACUCAGGGCAGAGGGAUAUAUUGUGUGGGUGGAUGUGGAUGAGAUGGGGGGAUCCACGCUGCAGGCGAUGGCAGAGGCUGUUGAGAACGCUGCCGUUGUCCUGGUGUGCAUGUCAGAAAAAUACAAGCAGAGUCCCAACUGUAGGACAGAGGCGGAGUACACGUUUCAGUUACGGAAAGACUACAUCCCACUGAUGAUGCAGAAGAAGUACCGGCCGGAUGGCUGGCUUGGGAUGAUCCUCGGUGCCAAGUUGUUCUUUGACUUUAGCGGGAAAUACCCCUUUGAGAAAUCCAUGUCUGGUAUGCUGAAGGAGCUGCGAGGACGUGGUAAAAGGUCAAAUGUGCUUCAAUCACAAUCUACAGAUCAAGUAGAUGCACUAGAGAGUACGACCGAGAACCGGCUAGUGUACGCCGGCAACCCUCACCGCAACACCCACCCAGGCACCGAGCUGGCCAUACCUCAGGGACAUCAGCCUCUCACACACAACAUGUCACGCGACGACGUGCAACGCUGGCUGGUCACGCACCAGCUAGAUGGAUCCAUCGCAGCCUUCAGCCAGUUUGACGGACGGUUACUAUGGCAACUAAGGGAAAUGAAACAAGAGGCACCCGACUAUUUCUACCAGUGUUUGGAGAAGAAACUGUCCAUGAACCUAAUUGAUAUGCUCCGCCUUGCCUCUGCCCUCGAUACCCUCCACUGAUCUGCUCCAAACCAAUUUGGGCUGGUCCAAAUGUGCCAUAACCAGAUCUCAGUGGUCCGGACCAGUCUGCACAAGUUCACCUAGAACUGACUGAUUGUGUGUUUAAUAUGGAAUGGAUGUGCUAGCACUACAAACAACACUGAAUACACCCAAAGUGCUAUCAUGUGGAGUAUAUGGCUACUGGCCAUUUGUUUCUACUUCGGAAAGGGAGGGUCAAGGUCGAUGUCAGUGACAUCAUAACCAGGGUCAUAGAGAACCGAGUAUUCAGGUAGCUUAGCAACAAAACUUUGAUUCAUGUACAGACUAAGAAACCUUGUAGAGAAGAUGAAAUAUAAACUAAAUAUAUGUAUGAUACUGGUAUGUUCAGUUGGAGACUGGGUAGCCUUGUGGUUAAAGUGCUAGCUCAUGUCACCAAAGAACUGGGUUUGAUUCCCACAAGUGUAUGUGAAGACCUCUUUUGGUGUCCCCUGUUUGGUUUGAAUGUUGCAUCAUGUGAAAACAUAAUCACUCACUCACUCAAGUGGAUAUGGGUCAUAGGUCCCACCAACUUGUGAUCCAAAGACAUUAAUCUCAUCAUGAACAAUGACACACUACAAGUUCUGUCUCAGGAAUCAAAAGUUAACGACUUAAUCAAGUGAGACCUGUAUUCCUCUGUGGAUGGAGACUCACAGCAAGACGGAGACUCACAGCAAGACGGAACCUCUAUUCCUCUGUGGAUGGAGAAUCACAUAAAGAAGGUUCCUCUUUUCCUCUGUGGAUGGAGACUCACAGCAAGAAGGUACCUCUAUUCCUCUGUGGAUGAAGAAUCACAGCAAGAAGGUACCUAUAUUCCUCUGUGGAUGAAGAAUCACAGCAAGAAGGUACAUCUAUUCCUCUGUAGAUGGAGACUCACAGCAAGACGGAACCUCUAUUCCUCUGUGGAUGGAGACUCACAGCAAGAUGGAACCUCUAUUCCUCUGUGGAUGGAGAAUAAUAGCAAGAAGGUACCUAUAUUCCCCUGUGAAUGGAGAAUCACAUCAAGAACAAACCUCUAUUCCUCUGUGGAUGGAGACUCACAGCAUGGUGGAAACCUCUAUUCCUCUGUGGAUGGAGCCUCACAACAAGAAGGUACCUCUAUUCCUCUGUUGAUGGAGAAUCACAGCAAGAAGGUACCUCUAUUCCUCUGUGGAUGGAGAAUCACAGCAACAAGGUACCUCUAUUCCUCUGUGGAUGGAGAAUCACAGCAAGAAGGUACCUCUAUUCCCCUGUGGAUGGAGAAUCACAGCAAGAAGGUACCUCUAUUCCUCUGUGGAUGAAGACUCACAGCCAGAAGGAACCUCUAUUCCUCUGUGGAUGAAGACUCACAGCAAGGUGAUGCCUCUAUUAUUCUGUGGAUGAAGACAAAGGCGAUCAUGCUACAGUAAAAAUGAAAGUCUAUUCUGCUGUGGAUAAAAAGAUAGGAGAUCAUGCCACUACAAGAGACAUUAAUCUACUUAUCAACAUAGACAGACAAAUAUGGCUUAAUCAGAUGAGACCUUUUCUCUUCUCUGUGGAUGAAGACAAACAAGUUCUUACCACAGCAAGAUAAAACCUCAAUUCCAGUGUGGAUAGAGACACACCAAGAUAAACCCUCAAUUUGACUGGAAGAAGACACACAGCAAGAAGAAGCUUCAGAUCCUCUGUGGAUGAAGACACAGCAAGAUGAAACCUCAGUUCCUCUGUGGAUGAAGACACAGCAAGAUGAAACCUCAGUUCCUCUGUGGAUGAAGACACAGCAAGAUGAAACCUCAAUUCCUCUGUGGAUAAAGGCACAUAUUAUCAACACGGAACUUCAAUUCCUCUUUGGAUGAAGACACAGCAAAAGGAAACCUCUAUUCCUCUGUGGAUGAAGACACAGCAAAAUGAAACCUCAAUUCCUCUGUGGAUAAAGGCACAGCAAGAUGAAACCUCAGUUCCUCUGUGGAUAAAGGCACAUAUUAUCAACAUGGAACUUCAAUUCCUCUGUGGAUGAAGACACAGCAAGAGGAAACCUCUAUUCCCCUGUGGAUGAAGACACAGCAAGAUGAAACCUCAGUUCCUCUGUGGAUAAAGGCACAUAUUAUCAACAUGGAACUUCAAUUCCUCUGUGGAUGAAAGCACAGCAAGAUGAAACCUCUAUUCCUCUGUUGAUGAAGACUCAGCAAGAGGAAAUCUCAGUUCCUCUAUGGACAAAGACACUGGAUGGUCAUGCUACAGCAAGAUGGAACAUUGCCUCAGCGCAGCAGAUGUCAAAGAUGGUGCCCUUGUUCAGUGUGGGGUUGACAUAAGUUCAACUCAGGAUUAUUAAAUGCUUCCUUUUCAGCUUGAAGCUGGAGAAAGAGAUAUCUGUACACUUAUAUGGAUAACUGCAGAAGGAACAGAGUCAUCCCUUAGGAGCUGUUGUUGGAAUCCCAGUGUCACCCAGAGAUGUGUACAACCACUACUACUGCUGCAAACAUGUGUCAUGCAGGUUAUUACUGCAGACAGAUACUCUGAAUCACACACUUUAACAUGCUACAUGAACUUUGUUCUUGUUAAAUGGAUAUGCUUGCCCAAGAUUUUAUCGAACUAUGUUUUAAAAUGAGGUUAGAAAGGAUGUGUCCUGUUAAAAAUAUGCAAAGACUUGUGUGCAGGAAAUUAAUUUCAAGUCAGUCCUGAUAACUUUGAUAUACUACUCAACUUUUGAUAGGGAUGUCAUGAGUGUCCUGGCAGAGAGUGAAUGUGACUGAUUGAUUGGAGACGUCAUAUACAGACUCAUUUUCAGCAUCAUUACAAAUAUUCAGUAAUUUAUAUAACAUUCCCUUAAGCUGCAGUUUUAAGUUUGGCAACAGUAUGAAAUAUCAGUAUCCCUUACAAAAGUUGAGGAGUAUAGUUGUUGUUUUUAUACUCCACAGCAUAUUCACAAAUAUACUACUCAAAAGAAGUUAACUCCUGUCCUUAGAUUCUUUUGAGCAGUAUAUGUUGGUAAAACAGGAAAAUGAAUUGGCCAAACCUUAAUUGUGAUCGUAAUGACGAAGUGUAAUUGUACACGAUGUGAUGUGAGCAUGGGUAAAGAGUUCUCUCCGAAACAUCACAUAGGUCAUCCCACAAGAUCAGACAAUGGUGUUCACACAAAUCAAUUGCUAAUGAUGGGAUGGAAGCGGCAGAAAUAACAUGGUAAUAGUUAUACUAUACACAAAGAUAGUAAUCCAUAGAUAUGUAGUCGUGAAGACAGUCUCUACACCAGUUCUGAGAUAAGAACUGUAUGAUCCUAGAAAAUGGUCCUACGUUCUUGUAGGGUCCUAAUAAAAGGGUCCUACAUUCUUGGUCCUAGGUGAAGUGUCAUGCAUUCUUGAAGUUCCUCAGUUUGUGUGUUUUUCCAUCCUUGAUUAUCUCAUGGCAUCAUGCCUCUGUUCUACCAUUCUGUUAUGACAAAUACCCUGGAGCCAUUACCUCCGUAGCUUUGUUCAGGAAGUGAUGUCGCUGUCUUCAUCUUUCUUAUCAGCAACAUCGCACCCAAUUCAUCUCUCUCAUGGUUGUAAGUUGAGUGGAAGGCUAUUUUUAGACUAACAUCUUGUCUCUGAAAUGAACAUUUAAACUGAAAAAACAGUUGUUAAAUUAUAGUUAUAAAAUAUAAUAAAAAGGAGCCCAGAUACUUUCUUCAUUUAAUCUAGACUUGCCAAACAUUAUAGACUUGCAUGGGCUGUAUGGGAUAUAUUUGUUUCAGGAUCUGUAUGACAGACAAGGCUAUUCUCAGCAUCACAUAUUUUGAAUCAGACACAAAACAAGGCAAUGGUAGCGAAUGGUUCCAUGUAUUUAUCAUAACAUAGAGAUACGAUGCCUGAGAUAUUCAGGAAUAGUCCUGUUCUUGAAGCACUGAGUACAUCCUCUCGAAACCAUCACUGGUACUGCAGAAGAGGCAUUAUGGCUCCUUUCAGAGAAAGUCUGUGAACGUCAGUAACACCUUGGAUAUUCUGUAUAACAUUUUCCACAGGACUAUUAUGACACUUUUUUCAAACAGAAAUAUAUUUGUAUAAAAACUUUCAUUUCUUCUUCUCAUCCAUCAUUGGUGUGAAUUCACAAGGAUGCCAAUAUAUGCUGUUUUUAUUAUAUGUCUUCUGUGUAUUAGAUUUUCUACGAUCAUCCGUCAUAUGAUAAGCUGCUGUUCUGUUGUUGAAGCUGAUUAUGUGUAUGUUAAGUUUGAGUGUUGCUGAAAAAGUACAGGUGUAACCCCAAUUUGACCCCUGUGAAAAAAUAUCCAGGGGCAAAAUUUUAAGAAUUUCCUUUCAAAAGAUUUGUAUUUUGUUUGUUCAAAACAAAUACAAAAUCUAUUCAGUAUGUAUCAAGAAAAGAAAUGAACUAUUAUUGAGCUUUAGAACUAUACUUUUGUAAAGAGCAGAGAGUAUAAAAGACAAUUACUUGCAGUGAGUAAUGAGUAGUCUGGUUGUAUGCAGUAUAAGGAGUGUGAUGUAAGGUUAAAGCAUUAUUUAUCAUAGCUUAAAUUAGUUCAUUAAUAUUCAUAUGUCACACCCCUAGGUCUCAACUCAAGAGUUAACCUUUUCUGUAAGUGUUUUAGAAAUAGUCUCAGCACAACUAGUCAUUACACUCAUUCAAAGAAUGAGGCAUCAUGUCGUCAAAAAUAUUUUCAAGAAAAACAACAAAAUAAAUAUUUGAGACAAUCCCUUAUGAAAUGAAAGAAUAUAAACGAUUCUUUUUCUUUCAUUGUGUUAUGAGGAUAAAUUGUGAGGCUUAGUCUUACAGAACCAUUUUUAGAAAUUUCAAUUUUGUAAAGAAAAUUACAGAUUAUCUUAUCCAAAAUGCCAAGAUGCAAAAAAAACAAUAAAGGGUUUAUUUAUAAUGAAAAAGUGAAUAUUUAUUUACAUCAGAAUUAUUAAUGUGAUUUUUAACAAAUGUUAUUUUCCUGUUUCCUCUUGUUUGCAAAUUCAAACAUAUUUGAAAUAAUCCAAUUUGGUCAUUUGUUAUUCUUUUACAAAAUUUGAUGAAUAUUAAUCUGUAAAAAAGUAAAGAAAUAACACUGGCCUUACUCACAUUUAUAAAAUAUUUUGAUGGUUUUACUCUGUGUGUACUAUGCUGUUUUCAGAUGUUCUACAUCACGCCAAAGACCCAGGUUCUAUUCCCGACAUGGGUACAAUGUGUGAAGCCCAUGUCUGGUGUCCUCCGCCGUGAUAUUGCUGGAAUAUUGCUAAAAGCGGCGUAAAACCAUACUCACUCACUCACUCAGAUGUUCUAUGUACAAAAUACUAAUACAACUCAAUGGUUGUCAUCUAUUAUGCUUCAGAUGCAAUAUUAUGUAUUGUUAAAUACCCUGAGCAAUAUUACGUACUGUUAAAUACCUGGAGCAAUAUUUCUACAGCACGAAGCUGUCCUUGCGCAGAUUUACCGUAUUGUUGACUUUGUGUUAUAUAUUGUUGUUCCCCAGACAGUAUCCCUAGCUCAGGUAAGCAUUUAUGCAAUUGUGUUAAAUUAUAAUUAUUAUUAAUAAUUAAGAUGUGUCUAGAAAGUCGUUGUUGUAGUUGUGCAAUAUAGAGGAAGAAGUCAUUCAUUGAAUAUAUUUGGUUUUGUUCAAUUAUCAGUUUUGUCUUCGAGACAAAAAAAUGUUUGAUGUUGUGUAAUAUGAAUUCUAUAAGAAGUAAGUUUUAGUUUUAUAUCAGUUGACAUUGCAUACAAAAUUAGCUAGAAUAAGGGAAAGAAUGUUUUGGUAUAAGAAGAACUUGCCCGAACUGGGUAUCAAUAUUUCAUUUGAAAACCUCAGAUUAUUGUAUUGAAAUAUGCUAUUAAAAUAGUUUCUGAGAAAUUACUAUCUUGGAGCCAUUAGACAAGAUAUUGCUGAGUGCGCACAUUCAACUUCAAUGCAAUUCACUAUGCAUAGUUGCUUCCCUUGGGCAUGCCAGGAAUCUAUGAUCGUGGUUUUAAAUCCAGGUUCGCCCUGAUUAUGUUUCUGGGUUUGUCAGCACCAUUCCCGUGCUUGUGGGUUUCACCAAACAACUAGUACUUGCAUUACUUUUGGCUUUCUUCCCACAUUUAGCUGAUAUGCUGUGAUAUAACUGGAAAACUGUUCAAAGUGGCAUUAAACCCAAUAAAUCACUCACUUAAACAUACUAAGAGAUUAUAAAUUUGGAAAUUAAGUGAUCAGGUGUACUCACGGUAAACAAUUAACAACACCAUAACUGACAAAUUUGGUGAUAUUUUUACAAGCGAUCCGGAACGAUAAUUUGGCAAAAUACCAAAUGCACCUCUUUUCAAACAAGCUGUAUCAAAGCUUAAUUUGUUUUAUGGAUGUCAACAUUUAAAUUGGCACUUACAUAGAAGCGUGAAUCUAUAUGUCUUCUUCAAUGACUCCUAGAUAAAUGGAUAUGAGUAUAUACUGUUACAAAUUAAUGAAAAUCCGACAUUCGUUAUCUUCGUAUUUUUUAUAUGCUUGUCAGAGUAUUUUGUCAUCGCCAUUUCCGUUUCUCUCAUCCUUCAACCUUACACUCCAUUAAACUCAAUGAACGACAGUUUUGUAACCAUUUUCAUAUUUGUACAUGUACUGUACAGUUGAGCACAUGGUCUGUGUCAUCCACACAUUAAACAAUGAUUGUACUAUU
Molecule: messenger RNA, 10150 nt
Organism: Haliotis rufescens (red abalone)
Lineage: Eukaryota; Metazoa; Mollusca; Gastropoda; Lepetellida; Haliotidae
Exons: 15
Coding region: 42-3566 (1174 amino acids)
Biological process (GO): signal transduction
Molecular function (GO): protein binding
Source: RefSeq, a predicted model, not a curated record